Neltuma alba is the source of this 765-nucleotide messenger RNA. RefSeq lists its product as uncharacterized. Gene Ontology annotation, molecular function: protein dimerization activity. The transcript is spliced from 2 exons. Bases 1 to 765 code for a protein of 254 amino acids. The record is from RefSeq and is a predicted model, not a curated record. NCBI's taxonomy places the organism in Eukaryota, Viridiplantae, Streptophyta, Magnoliopsida, Fabales, Fabaceae.
AUGCACAAAAAUGAUUUGCAAGCUUUGGUUGUUGAUAAGCACUUUGUGGACCACAAAUUAUCCAAGACCAAAGCAGGAAAAAAUUUUAGUGCAAUCAUAUUAGAUAAUCGGUUUUGGAAUGACUGUUAUGAAGUUGUAAAGAUUGUAUCUCCUCUGAUAAAAUUAUUGCGAAUUGUGGAUUCAGAUGAAAAACCUUCAUUGCCUUAUGUUUAUGAAGGCAUACAAAGAGCAAAAUUGGCAAUUAAGGAGAUGUUUAAGAAGAAUAAGGAGAUGUAUAAGCCUUAUACAAGAAUUAUCCAAGCUCGAUGGGACAGGCAUUUGAAAACCAAUCUUCAUGCAGCAUCGUACUUGUUAAACCCUGUAAUCACAUAUGGUCCAAACUGUCCUAGCAAGUCAAAAUUAAUGAUGGCUUUGAUUGAUGUGGUGGAGUCUUAUUCAGAUGAAGAUGUUGAUGGCUUUCUGGUAAUGAAACAAACAACUACUUAUCGUGAAGGCAAAGAAUCUUUCAGUAGACCCUCAUAUCAAAAAGCUGCACAAAAAUUAGACCAUUAUGAGUGGUGGACAUAUUAUGGUUGUUCAGUUCCAGAAUUGCAGCGCGUUGCAAUGCAUAUUCUUAGUCAAACUUCUGCUUCUUCUGGUUAUGAGAGGAAUUGGAGCUUGCUUGAGAGAAUUCAUACAAAAAGAAGGAACAGAUUGGAACACAACAGGCUGAAUGAUUUGGUUUUCACAAACUAUAACCUGCAAUUGAAGCAUAGGUACUCUUAG